AUGCCUAACGUAUCAUUUGAUAUCUUUUUUGACAAGGACUUCAUCAACAUCACCGCCACUCGAGGACAGACCGCUCCCAAGGCCAAACCCGAGUGGAAAGUCCGCUCUGCUCCCAAACUUCCCCCCAAGCCCGUGCCCGAAGAUCACAGCGGUCAACCGAGACCCCCACCACGAGAGAAGUUGACUAGCCUUCGUCAGCCCCAGAAGCUGCAACAGGCCCCAACUAGUGCUGAGAAAGCCACCGACACCGCGAGCGAUACUGCUUCACAGGCAGGAGGCGAGGGCAAGCGGAAGCCACCGAAGCUCGGUCCCAGGAAGUCCGUUUCUGCAUAA
Cladophialophora yegresii CBS 114405 is the source of this 333-nucleotide messenger RNA. RefSeq lists its product as uncharacterized. Bases 1 to 333 code for a protein of 110 amino acids. The record is from RefSeq and is a predicted model, not a curated record. NCBI's taxonomy places the organism in Eukaryota, Fungi, Ascomycota, Eurotiomycetes, Chaetothyriales, Herpotrichiellaceae. The transcript has a single exon.